Messenger RNA from Exophiala oligosperma, 4043 nucleotides. RefSeq lists its product as uncharacterized. The transcript is spliced from 2 exons. The record is from RefSeq and is a predicted model, not a curated record. Bases 1390 to 2751 code for a protein of 453 amino acids. Lineage: Eukaryota; Fungi; Ascomycota; Eurotiomycetes; Chaetothyriales; Herpotrichiellaceae.
CUCAUCCCUCAUCGGCCUAUUGCCUCUCGCUCUCUCUCAGUCUGCGGUCCUCGCCGUCUCCCUCUCCAUCCCACAUCGGUAAAGAGACCACGAAUCCGUCAUCUGGCAUGCCUUGCGUCUGCUCCCCUGGUCCUGGUCAUUAUCCUUGUCCCCCUGUUGCUUGCUACUUUCUAGCCACUUAUGAACCCUGUCGACCACACCCCCGUCUGGAUUGUCGUUCAACCGUCCUGAACCUUCUGGUCCUUUUGCGCCACUUUUGACACUCUGGUUUUCAACGGUAUCACGCUUUGGGAACUCUUUCUUAUGGUCCCUUCUCGAUCUUGUCCAGCCACUUGUGCCUAGCUACUGUAGCAACAAGAUUACCACCAUUCCCCUCAUCCCCUGCUUCAUCUCCGUGGACGAUGACUGUGCACUGUCAACCUCAGAUCGGCCACUAUACUAUUUUUCCCGGCUGAUUAUUCUCCGGCUUCGUGGGCGAAGGACAGUGACAGGGUAAGAUCCGCUUCGACGUGCUCAUCGCCCUGCCAGACUCGUUCCUACUGAGAGACCCCGGGCGCUCUAAAAGUCGACCGGCGCCGCCAGUCUCCGCCAUCUUCGCUUCGUGGGACGGACCACAAGUCCACACUGUCCACGGUCCACGGUCCACACCAGAAACGACUCCACCAACAACAUCACCGCUUCCCUCAUUCCCUCGAUGAAACGAAACGAAUCCUGGAUUACCCUCUGGCCAUAUACCCCUACCUGAUUCUACGUCUUGCGCUUUACCCUUUUGCUUUUCUCCGAUCCACCGCCUACUUGACUCGUAACUACUAGUAUCAAUCCUGGGCCACACCUCCUCUGACCUGGCCCUGUCACAUAUUGCUCUCGGGUGUAUUCGAUUCCAGGCCAACCUUUUACUGUCCCUGCUUCUACGGAACUGGUCCGACUCGAAAGUCUCUUCAGGGCUACUUGCACGACUACAAAUCUUACCGUACUGUACCAAGGCCCGCCGACUAGCUUGGUUCCUGACUUGACUUGUUUGCUUAGCCGACAGGGCUCAUCUUGGGCGGAAGAUCUUUACAAAAGCCACACUUCAAGAUCCCAGUCCUUGCCACUCCUCGCUUCGAUCCAUAUCUAUCACCAUAUUUCCUCCACCGCCCGGACUCCCGGACACUUGGACUCUCUUGCCCUGGUAUUAUAGUCAAAGUAUAUCUUCAAACGCAUGAGCUCUUCCCGAACGUCAUUGACAACAUCCUCCAUCCACCAAGCGUUUUGUCGUACUAUACAAAGACCCCUCAGGCCCCGGCUUUUACACUCUAUCAAACACCCAAGCACAGGCGCUGGAACCUCUCGCAUGUCAGUCAACAUACCUAUUCGUUGUUUCCACCGACCACCUCAACAACCGCCCUCAUGUUAUUAGGACCAGGCCCUCCCACACCCAUGCAAACCGAUUUCAAACCUCAUGAUUACCCAAGCUAUCAUAAACCCCCACCGACAAGAACGUACUCCCCUCCCGAGUCACCUCGCACCCUGUCUUCGUUCUUCGAAGAGUCGAGGAUGAACAACACCCAUCGAGGGUUACCACUACCAGCUGGUCUCAGUCUGCCGCCCCCGGAUCGGGGUCACUCGACGGCACCCGCUCCUCUGGGCCAUCUUCCUGCUCCGCCGUCCCAAUGGACCGGACAGGAUGACUCGAUGCGGAGUUGGCUGCACGCAAAGGCCGAGGAGGAUCGGCGGAAGCAAGAGGAGGAGAAGACCCGUCAAGAGGGUCUACGGCUUGACCAGAGACGUAUUGAGCAAACCAUGCUGCGGGAAUCACUGCAAGGUGGUAUUCCUCCUCCCAUGGUCCCUCUCAUCUUUGCCGGUAUCGGCGGCGGCAACCUACCGGCUCACACCUUGGAGUGGGCGCAGCAGUAUCUCGCCAGCCUGAGUAUCCAGAACCAGCAGCAACAGCAGCAGAUCCAGGCUCAACAGCAGCAACUUCAGCAGCAACAACAUCUCCAGCAACAAGUGUCGCCGGAUGUCCAUCGAGAUAGUCGAAUGAUCCCACCCAACCCGUAUGGGUCAAUUCAGCCCACACAGCCUCAACAAAGUCUCGUGUCUACACAACCCGUGCAAGCACCAAGCCAUGGACGAAACUCUCUCUCGGGAACUCAAGGGGCAACCUCUGCACUGUCGCGGCUCAACACUACCGAGUUUGUUCCUACUUCAUCAACAGGCCAAGGUAACCGGCAGUCGACUCAUCAACUACACAACACACCGACCGGAGCGUCUGAACAAUCAUCAGCACCUGGGCUCUUCUUCCACCACUGGACGCCUCCGAAUCAUUCGUCAGGAGGAGGACAGCCUCCGACACCUUCGGGUAAAAGCACUCAAAGCUCACCCUUCUCGCAACAACCGGCGUCUCACCUGAGAAGCGACUAUCAGCACUCACCGAAGAAGCGCAAAGUCGUGACCGGCCAAACUGGUCCUGCACCAACUUCGGAUCCCUCGCAGCCCAUGUCAUCUCGAUCGUCUCGAGAGCGCGAGUUCUCACCCGGGCAGCGUCAUCACCGGUCGGAUCGGCAUUCGCGUCAAAACAGCGACGCUUCGAUGCGGGAUCACGACAUGGGCGGUCGUCACGUUCCCCGGCCCAGUAGUCGCCAGCAACGUCGGGACGAAGCCGGUGGCGUGGCACCAGGCCCAAGAAGGCAACAUACUAGCUCGUCGACCAGUGGAUCAAGCGAUGACCACCCCGUUCGGUAUGAGGGGUACAAAUCUGAAACGCGGUAGCGGUGCCAUCUAGUUGGGUCGGAGAUGAGGCGCCAGAGUAGGGGGGGUGGGUCGAGCGUUGGUACUUUUCAGCCAUGUCAGAUGUGGUGUCUGACCUCGGGUCCCAUAUGCACGAAAUGAUGUGCAUGUGCGACACUUGUUAUUCUUGUUUUCGUUUGCCGAGUUCUCGGUUGCCGAGGAUCGAGUUAAUAACGACGCUUAAUCGUCGGUUGUAUCUUCUACUGAAUAUGGAAGGGUUUUUUUUCUGUGUGGAAGGACGAGCAUGUUACGAGAUUCCUAGCAGGGAAUAUUUCAACCCCAGAUUUUGGACGGCAGGCAGGUUGCUGGACGACAAGAUAGGACCAGACACAUGAUGUUUACGGCUCAUGAAGGAAUUCCCACCCAUCCCACCAUCAAUAAGAUAGUGACUUGUUUUGACUUUGACAUUCUCAAACCACCGUCGGGCGGUGAUCUGAUGAAUGUGGCUUUUUUGGGCAUCUGGCCCAUGGCGACGCUCGAAAAGAGGUCCAAGCGGAUGGAGUCUUGUUUUGGGGCUCAACACCUGGACCGACCUUUACUGUGCUCGUAGCUGACAAGAGGUCUUGGGAGGAGGGGUGGAGAAUGGCCAAGCACAGGGAACAUGGUCCAAGAUUUCGUGCAUGGAGGCUUGAGUCUCAUGGCCAGAAGUGUCUUGCGAUUAAGCGAGAGUAAGGCACGGAUGGUGUGCUCUGGGAAAAAGAGAUGUUUGACGCGUCCUUUUCGGAAGUUGGGCCUGAUGGUCGAAAGGUUGGAACAUCUGAAACUUGCCAGGAAAUAUGAUUGAGGUGGGAAAUUGGCUCCGCAAACAGCCACAACAGGAUUACGGGUAUUACCAGUUCAAGCCACCCGAAAAGAUGCGAGCGACGCCAUGUUUUGGGAUAUCUCGUUGUCGGAUAAGCACAGACGAAGGAGAAGACCAACGGGCAAAACCUGAAACAUGACAACAACACCACCACCACCACCACCACCACAACGACCGUGGCAUUCAGCCUCUUGGAUGUCUGAUCAACACGGUCCAGAACUGAAGUGAAGUGCGCGCACCGGGCCGCACAUUCAUUUGCUUUUACGGAGUCCAAAAAAAGAGAGUGAGAAAGCCUCAUGUGGAUCCAAGCGCUGGAUUUUAACCACAUUCGGGAAAGGGCUUUUGCCGCAAAGAUGUUUUUUGGUGUUGUCUGUGCGCUUGGCCGAUAGAAAUAGAAUUCCAGGUUGCUACGGAGUAUGCUUGCUACAAUAUAGAGAGAGAAAGUCAGCGGCCGUUGUUUACGGAGUACACG